Trichoderma atroviride IMI 206040 is the source of this 2067-nucleotide messenger RNA. RefSeq lists its product as uncharacterized. The record is from RefSeq and is a predicted model, not a curated record. NCBI's taxonomy places the organism in Eukaryota, Fungi, Ascomycota, Sordariomycetes, Hypocreales, Hypocreaceae. Gene Ontology annotation, molecular function: oxidoreductase activity, acting on NAD(P)H.
AAUAAAACUAUUGCCUUCCAGCACGCAAACGCCAGACUUACACUCUGUUACGUAGAAUAGAAGCGGAGUAUUUCACGCCGAAGAUACCAUAAGCAUCAUGGGUGUUCCCGAAACAUUCAAGGCAGCUGUGGUGCCCAGUCCAGGUAAAGAGCAUGUCAUCGUCGAUAGAUCACUGCCGACUCUCCAGUCUGGUGAAGUGGCUAUCAAGAUCACUGCGACAUCUAUCAACCCCAUAGACUGGAAGAUGCGUGAUCACGAGGUCUUCAUUACAGACUUCCCCGCGGUCCUGGGAUCCGAUGCCGCGGGCGAGAUCGCGGCCAUUGGGCCAGGCGUCUCAGACUUCAAUGUUGGAGAAAGAGUUUUCUUCCAAGGAAUAAUUGGAAAUUACGAUGCAUCUACAUUCCAACAGUAUGCAAAGAUCGAUGCAGCACUGGUGGCCAAGACCCCUAGCAACAUUAGCGAUGACCAGGCCAGCGGAAUUAUGCUUGCGAGUCUAGCAGUACUCACGGCGUACUACGACAAGACAGGCCACGGAUUGCCCGUACCGUGGGACAAAGGCGGGGACAAAAUCGGCAAUGGUGCCGCAAUCGUCAUCAUUGGCGGCAGCUCUUCCAUGGGCCAAUAUGCGAUCCAAAUGGCACGACUGUCUGGAUUCUCCAAGAUCAUUACCAACUCGAGUCCUGCGCACAAAGACUAUCUUCGGAAGCUAGGUGCAACAGUCGUGCUCGGUCGCGAGGCCACGGCGGACGAUUUCGCUGCCACCAUUGGAGAUAAUGUACCUCUUGACUUCAUCCUUGAUACUAUCUCCGCCAAAUCCACCAGGGAGUUAUCUGUUGGCAUUGUGAAGGCAGUCAAGUCGACGAAAGAGGCAGUAACCAAGAUUGUUGUGGUUCUACCGGAAGUCUUGGAUUUCGAGAACUUCGACGUCCAAGGCGAGUCAAAAGUAACUCUCCCUAGGAUCAUCGGCCUUGGAAGUGUCCCCUCGCUUCGAUACUUGAGUGAGCCGUUCGCAAAGCAUCUUGGCGGCGAUGACGGUUACAUUGCCCGAGGCCUGUUUGAACCUAAUCGACCAGUGAUUGUGCCAGGUGGUUUGGCCGGUGUGGAGGCUGCUUUGGCCAAGAACAAAAAGGGCGUAUCUGGCGAGAAGGUUGUCAUUAGGCCUUUUGAAUAAAACGUUGAUGUUAUUAAAAAUAAAUAUUUAACUAUAUAUCAAAUAUAUUAUUUUUAACACUGUUAUUACUCGUAUUUGAUAUUUCAGCAGCUAAAAGGUUCAUGCUGUCGAAUAUUGGCGGGCUUUGUUGUAGAUUCUGGAUUGCUUUAGUUGCAUUUUGGCUGACCAAUUGUGCUUGACGCAAAUCUUCUGUAAAAAGAUAGAAGCCUUCUGUGGACUCGACGAGGUAAGACUGCAGGCCUUUGCUUUCCAGCAAGACGUUAACGUUAGUGAGAGGAUAGUUAUUCUCGAUGAAUCGUGCCCAUCCCCUAGCAGCCGCUUGGACAUGGUCACUAUCCUUGAUCCUUUUCCAGCCUAUGCCAAGGUGUAGUGUGAAGUGAUCGAUGACUAUCUCGUCAUUAAUACCGUUUUCUGAGCCAUCUGCGUUUGGCAAUGAGGUCGCCGAUGUUGGUUUACUAGAAGACGCGUGGUCGCUCCCAACGAGAAGCCUUUGGGAUUUGUGGCUUCUCAGAGGCCGGCCAUUUGCUAGUCCACUCCCGUCCUGUUCAGUGAUCAAAUCGUCAAGCUGAGCGCCAGAUUGGUUAUCUGUUUCACCAAUUGAAACCGCACGCGGUUUAACGAACACCAUUCCCUCACCAUUCAUCCCAUUAUGUUGCGAAUUGCAGUGUGAUGCAUCUGGCUCGAGAUUAUGUGAAGCCUCCUCGUGAGACCGCUUCUUGCCAAUGGCAUGAGAAGGUUGUUGGAGGAAUGAUGAACUCUGCGAAAACAUUGUCGACUGCUGGUGUGGGAGAGCUGUCAUUGGUAAAUAGAGACAGAGAAAUAGGAAUAGCGAAUCUUGAGAGCGAGCGAGAAUCGUGCGGGAGUAUGUGGUGAGCCACCGGCAGGAUUGUGGCGAU